This is a messenger RNA of Lactuca virosa, 1377 nucleotides long. The record is from the annotation of a GenBank genome assembly. Lineage: Eukaryota; Viridiplantae; Streptophyta; Magnoliopsida; Asterales; Asteraceae.
AUGGAGAACCAAGAUGGGGCAUGUGUUGUUAUCGACUUGAUAGAAAACGCCAUGCCACCACCUUCGUCAUCCGCACGAAUCCGCAGAGUCCCGGAGAUUUUGUUGAGAGAGGAGGGCGAUUACGAGAAGUACUAUGUUCCAAAGGUCGUUUCCAUCGGUCCAUACCAUUAUGGCAACCCGAAGCUCGAGUCAGUCGAGAAACUCAAGCCUGUUUUUACCAAGCAACUCCUCUCACGAUUGGAGUAUAAGGUGGGCCUUAGCAACUUGUAUAAAAAGCUUGGGGAAGCGAACGUGGUGAAAGAGUUAAGAGGGUUCUAUGAGGAAGAAUCAACAGACCAUCUCAAUGAUGAGGAAUUCACUACGAUGAUGUUGCUGGACGGAUGUUUUAUUUUGUAUUAUAUCCGAUUUAUCUACGGGGAGAGAGCUGAAAAUUGUAGCUACUUGAGAAGCCACCAGACUGUGUUAAUCAACCAAGACUUGUUCUCGCUGGAAAACCAAAUUCCCUUCAAAGUUCUAAACGAGGUGAUGGAUUUGAUAAAACUUGAUAGGCUUGACAAGUUUCAAUCCUUCUUCGUUGACAACAUUUUGUCUCCGCGGAUGCAGAAAAGAGUUUGGUUCCAGUUUUUUAAUUUAGGAAGUCGUUCGACCCAAACUGAUCAAAAUUCUGCACCAGAAUCACACGGGAGCUACAUAUUCAUAGGUGAUCAUCUGCUCCAUCGUCUGCAUACUGGGCUAAAGGGGAUAAGUGCCCAGAAUGAAUCCCACACGAUUGUUCAUUCCAACCGUAAUGAUGAAAUAAGCACCAGAUGUACUUUUCGUAACGUUAGCGAGCUUGUAGAUGUCGGGAUCCAUUUCAAGCCGAGUAGCCGAAUGUCUUUGGAUACUGUGGAGUUCGUUGAACUGUGGUGGUGGUGGUUUUCAGCAUAUUUAAAACUUCCUCCGAUAACCGUGGAUGACUCCACCAAGCUCAUGGUGUUAAACUUAAUAGCCUAUGAAAUGUGUUCAGAUGACGCACAUGCAUGGGUUACCUCCUACAUAUGCCUCCUCGAUUCUCUCAUCGAUCACCCUGAGGAUGUUAAGGCUCUUCGAAAUGCUGGGGUCCUUGAUAACUCCCUUGGAAGUGACCAAGAAGUUGCAACACUCUUCAACGAAAUAGCCAACGGUCGCGGUUUGGUGCCCAACAAUAUAGCAUAUUCCAAAGUCAUGUACCAAAUCCAAAAACAUUAUGAAGACUUGAGGAACACAUGGUGUUCACAACUCAAGCACGAGUACAUCAAGAGCCCAUGGUCGUUUCUAGCUCUAGUAGGAGCUGUGAUGGCUCUUUUUCUUAGUGCUGUUCAAACUUACUACACUGUCUGGAGUCCCAAAGGCGAGUGA